Messenger RNA from Didymodactylos carnosus, 546 nucleotides. The record is from the annotation of a GenBank genome assembly. Lineage: Eukaryota; Metazoa; Rotifera; Eurotatoria; Philodinida; Philodinidae.
AUGAGAACUGAACGAAAUUCACAUGGUUCAAAAAUCUUCACACCUGAUCGAUAUUUAACGGAAAAUCAGGUUAAAAAUCAAUUCAAGCAAUUACACUCAAAAAACAAAAAAAGUAAAAGUACAAUGCACAUCGACAUGAAACACUCAUCACCUGAUCGAGCUAAACGAACUUUUGCUCGUGCAACAACAAGGUCAAGAAAAGCUAUUUCAAACGCCGAUAUCGCCGAUGAAGAUGAUGGCCAUGGAAAUAUACCAAUUAAAAGAAAGGCAAAACUUCCGGCUUCUCAUUCGAUUCUCGAUAAUUUCGAUGAAGAUGACGAUAUGUUAUUAUCCGACAUCAAAAACACUUUUCAGAAAAUGACACCAUUGGUUCCACAAACAUUAAUAACACAUACAAACGUAACGACGGAAAAUAAUGAUAAACUCGACAACAUGAGCUUAUUCGAACGACGAAAACAUUUCUCAGCAAAAACUCAACUAUAUGCGGCUGAUAGUGAUAUAGACGUCGAAGACAUUCGUGCUGUUGAACCACAAGAUUACAUUUAA